Esox lucius (northern pike) is the source of this 3041-nucleotide messenger RNA. RefSeq names its product uridine-cytidine kinase 1-like 1b (gene uckl1b). Bases 272 to 1870 code for a protein of 532 amino acids. Gene Ontology annotation, cellular component: cytoplasm. Lineage: Eukaryota; Metazoa; Chordata; Actinopteri; Esociformes; Esocidae. The transcript is spliced from 15 exons. The record is from RefSeq and is a predicted model, not a curated record. Gene Ontology annotation, molecular function: kinase activity; ATP binding.
UGCACUUUCUUUUCUUGCUACAUUCUUGCUCUGCUGCUUGGAGUGAACUGAAAGCAAACAUGAAUAAAGCAGAGUUUCGUUUCUCCCCCAUCUGACCCAUCUCUCUGUUUUACGUCUGUUGUGGACGUUCCCAGCCAGAGGGGCAGCUGAACCAAGUGCACUCCUGUGCUCUUCUGUACAAGCAGUUGAUGUCAACGUAACCAACAAUAACAAAUCUGAAAUACUAGUGAACAGCUUAAAUCGUUCCUCUCCUCUGUCAUUCACUUUCGCCAUGAAUACUUUGAAUACGGGAGCUAGGAUAUCAGGCUGCUGGACUGUUAGAGGCAGCAGUGAGGGCGGGGAGGGCUCCCUAGACAGACUCCUUCCCUCUGUCUGCCCUGGCGUGUCGCCACGGAAACGGACUACUAGCCAAUGCAAGUCAGAACCGCCCCUGCUGAGGACUUCCAAACGGACCAUCUACACAGCCGGCCGGCCACCCUGGUACAACGAGCAUGGAACCCAGUCCAAAGAGGCCUUUGUCAUCGGUUUGUGUGGAGGCAGUGCCUCUGGGAAGACCACUGCUGCCAGGAAGAUCAUAGAGGCAUUGGAUGUCCCUUGGGUGGUGCUCCUCUCCAUGGACUCUUUCUAUAAGGUUCUGACGCCUGAGCAGCAGGUGGCAGCGGCCAGUAAUGACUACAACUUUGACCACCCAGAUGCCUUCGACUUUGGACUGCUGGCACACAUCCUACAGAAACUUAAACUUGGCAAGAGUGUCAAAAUCCCUGUUUAUGACUUUACCACACAUGGACGCCAGAAGGAAUGGAAAAUAGUGUAUGGAGCCAGUGUCAUUAUCUUUGAGGGAAUCAUGGCCUUUGCAGAUAAAGAGCUGUUACAGCUGCUGGACAUGAAGGUCUUUGUGGAUACAGACUCAGACAUCCGGCUGGUGCGUCGGCUCCGCAGGGACAUCACAGAGCGAGGCCGGGACAUUGAGGGCGUCAUCAAACAGUACAAUAAAUUUGUUAAGCCUGCCUUUGAGCAGUACAUCGAGCCCACCAUGCGACUGGCCGACAUAGUGGUACCGCGCGGAGGCUACAACACGGUGGCCAUCGACCUGAUCGUACAGCACGUCCAUAGCCAGUUAGAGGAGAGGAAACUGCGCUGGGAUAUGGCAGCCCUUGCCACCGCCCACCAGGCCCAGCCCCUCCCCCAGACCUUGAGUGUUCUGGAGAGUACUCCCCAGGUCCGGGGCAUGCAUACCAUCAUCAGAAAUAAGGAGACCAGCCGGGAUGAGUUCAUCUUCUACUCCAAGAGACUGAUGCGUCUGCUGAUUGAACGAGCACUCUCCUACCUCCCCUCACAGAGCCAUGUCGUUCAGACACCACAAGGAGAAGACUACGAAGGCAGAACUUUCCACGGAAAGAGGAUCACAGGCGUUUCCAUCCUACGAGCCGGUGAGACCAUGGAGCCAGCGCUCCGAGCGGUGUGCAAAGAUGUCCGCAUCGGGAAGAUCCUCAUCCAGACCAACCAGGACACGGGAGAACCGGAGCUGCACUACCUGCGUCUGCCGAAGGACAUCGGGGAGGACCACGUGAUUCUGAUGGACUGCACCGUGUCCACCGGGGCAGCUGCCAUGAUGGCUGUACGAGUCCUCCUGGAUCAUGACGUCCAGGAGGAGAAGAUACUGCUGGUGUCGCUGCUGAUGGCCGAGAUGGGCGUUCAUUCGGUGGCGUAUGCUUUCCCUCAGGUCAAAAUCAUCACCACCGCCGUUGACAAGAAGGUCAACGAUCUCUUUCACAUUAUCCCCGGCAUAGGAAAUUUCGGUGACCGGUACUUUGGUACGGACGCACCCCCAGACUGGAGCGAUGAUGAGAUGGACGAGCCCAGUUACUGAACAGACCUAUUUGAUGGGGACAUCUGAAUCAUUGACAGGUGUGCUCUUUGGAGGAUGAUUCAAGAAUGUGCUCUUCACCCGACUGGUCAACUUGCCUGCAACCCCUUAUUUUGAGGUGCAAAGAGGACAGACAGCCUUAAAGAGCUCCUUGAAUUUCACUGAGCAAGAGAGUGAGUUGAAGAUAAACAAAGAACAUUAUAUUUGUACAUUUGUUUUAUAUGUCUCCAUUUUAUGCCAAAGCAGUUGUGGACAGUUUUAAUAUAAAAUGUAUUUUUUUAUAUUGCGGUUGUUGAUCUGAUCAAAUGUGCUGUUUUUAUUUGGGGGCAGUUGAGCAAACCAGUGGUUUUAAAGAACAUGCAUACCUAGCCUUAAUCGUUUUAACCUGUUGGCAGCGCCACUAAAGGUGAAUUUGAAGUGAAUCGCUUAAUUAACCUUUCAGAAAGCCACUUGAAAAACAAAAAGCUAUAGUUUUCAUUCUCUCGGUUGGUAAAAAAUGCUUUCUAUCAUGGACCACUCCUAGAAAACUGUGUAGGUGUAACUUAGUUAAAAAAAAAAAAAAAACAGUUUGCCCCACCUGUUCUGACCACACCACAGUGUUGCAGAAUUGUAAAGACUUGUCCUUUCUUCACAACGAUGCCUUUAUGUACUGGGGACAUGCAAAACCGUUACCAGCUUAUUCUUACCAAGACUAGCAGAGUAUAUUUGCUGCUCAGUAGAUAGUAAUCUUCAUAAACACUGCUUCUAACAAAAACACCAAAAACCAGUACUAACUAUUUCUGUUCAAUAUAUGAGCACAUGCUGUCUAGCCCGUAGACUCGAACAACACUUACAGUUUGUUUGUUUGUUUGUUUUUACUAAGGGAGAAAGUAAAUUUUUUAUAAUGCUUGACAGAAGUGAUUGUAUGGCCUAAAUUGGGGAUAUUUAACAGCAGUGUAGAGAGAGCCUUGACUAAGAAUGUUAGCUUUAGUGUUCUGAGGUCCUGUUUGUUGUCUGUAUUGUCAGCUGAUUUUAAUCUUUGGUUGUUUUUUAAAUAAAUUAUUGUAUAUCAGUCCCAUGACUUCAGCUGGAUGGACAACUGUCAGUUGUUUACUGUUCAAAGCUUUGAUUUAAAGUAUAUUAGUAUUCUCUCAACAGUUAUUUUCUGAGACAUUAAAAAUACUAUUUAAUCAGU